AUGCCUCUCUUCUCCAACGCGGGCGGGAACGGGCAAGAGGUGAAUGAUCCUGGCAGCAGCGGCGGUGAUGGAGAUGUCGAGCAGACACCGGACGAGCGGACGCGGUUGCUCCCGAACCGUGUCGAACCGUAUCCGCGGGCUAUGCUCACGCCCGACGACCCUGCCGUGUCGCCCUACAACCUUUGGAGCAUCCGCAUCCUGCGGUACCUCACCGUCACCUUUUCGGCCGUCACCUUUGCCUGGUGGAUCGUGCUGCUGGUUUCCGCCUUCGUGACGCCGCCGGGCCUGCACACACGCGGCGGCAACUUCCUUGCCUUUGGCUAUGCGAGCCUGACGCUGUCGAAUAUGCUCCUCACCCUCCUCUUUUUCGGCGUGCCAUCCAAGGCAGUGCGGGUACUGGCCGUAGUCCAGGCGUCACUGUUGCUGCUCGACAUGAUACUUCUGCUCUGCGUGCGGCAGACUCGGUACGAGGAGGGUUGGGUCGGCACCGUCAGCGUCGUCUGGGCAUUGCUCAUGAGCCUCUGGACCCUGCUCACGGACCGAAGCGUUCAAUGGGGCAAGGAGGAAGAGGAAGAGCGGCUGACGGGCCGUGCAGAGACGCGGCGAACCCUGGUCGAGUGGUUGGCCGUGCUGCUAUCGACUGUCGGAUACGUCGUCAUGGUCGUCGCCGUCGCCCUCAUCACGAUGACCAUCAUCUUGCGAGCCCUCGACUCGGCCGUGGCGCCGCCGGGGACCCUAUACGCCGUCGACAAUGGCCAAUAUCGCAUCCACCUGCACUGCCGCGGAAACAGGACCGACUCGGCCGGCAUGAAGUUGCCGACUGUCCUGUUGGAGGGCGGUGAGCGACCGGUCGAGGAGCACCUGUGGGCAUUCAUGGACAACGCCUUGAAGAAUGGGUCCGUUUCACGAUACUGCUUCGCCGACCGUCCCGGCUACGGCUGGUCCGACACGGCACCAUCGCCGUUGUCCGUAGGCUUCGCCACUGACGUCCUGGGCGAGGCGCUGGCCGAGGCCGGAGAGGGAGGCCCCUGGAUCCUCGUCGGUGCGGGUAUCGGCUCCCUGCAUUCUCGCGUCUUCUCGUCGCGCCACGGCCGCGACGUCGAGGGCCUCCUUCUCAUCGACCCGUUGCACGAGGACCUCCUCGGUGCCAUCGCCACACCCGGACGCGGCUUCCUGCUUUGGCUGCGGGGCAUCCUCUCACCCUUGGGCUUGGAUCGUCUCUCCGGCGCCAUCUUUCGAGGUCGGACGAGCAGAGACCGGCUUUACGGACGAUGCGCGCAGCAAAACGGCAAGUUCAUCUAUGCCAAGCUGCAGGAGAGCCUGGUCGCCGACUCGUUCACCAAGCGCGACGUGCUGAGCAGCCGGCAGACACAGUUGCGGAACACGCCGCUCGUCGUCAUCAGCUCUGGCCUGGAGAUGAAGGAGAGCGGGACAUGGGCGGACAAGCAGCGGGACCUGACGACGCUGACAGACGAGCUGAGGCACUGGGACAUUGUCGACCGAUCACCGCACCAGGUGUGGGAGACGGUCGAGGGGAGGGAGCAGAUGGAGAAGCGAUUGCGGCAGUUGCUUCGACCGUGA
Drechmeria coniospora is the source of this 1581-nucleotide messenger RNA. RefSeq lists its product as uncharacterized. Lineage: Eukaryota; Fungi; Ascomycota; Sordariomycetes; Hypocreales; Ophiocordycipitaceae. The record is from RefSeq and is a predicted model, not a curated record. The transcript has 2 exons. Bases 1 to 1581 code for a protein of 526 amino acids.